Messenger RNA from Ichthyophthirius multifiliis, 3696 nucleotides. RefSeq lists its product as hypothetical. Gene Ontology annotation, molecular function: protein phosphatase regulator activity; protein phosphatase binding. The transcript has 2 exons. The record is from RefSeq and is a predicted model, not a curated record. Lineage: Eukaryota; Ciliophora; Oligohymenophorea; Hymenostomatida.
AAUAACGAUCCAGAAACCAUAUUCAUAGACUUAAUAAAUAAUUAUGAAGAGCUUACAGCCGAAUUUAAGCGUUUAAAUCCAAAAUUAAUUGAUUUUUUUCGCCAUAACCCAAAACUAAUAAAAAUACUAAUCGAAUAUAUCACUAUAGAAUCUCCCGACCCGUCUAAUCACGAUCGCGGUUAUAAAUUUCCUUUAGGAGCAAAUGAAGUAUUUAAUUGCGAAGUUCCGACGAUGAUGUUAUCAUUUUUUUAAAGUCAAAGAUUAACUGCCGCCUGUGAAGAAGAAAAUGUUUGCAAAAAAAAAUAUAAUUGGCCUAAUAUGAAUAAAUUAUUUGAGUUUAUUGAAAAUAAAAUAAAUAUUAAUGAAGUUUUAUCAAAUUAUUUUAUGAAUUUAAUUUUAAAUUUAUUAAAAACAAAAUAAAAUUCGAUGAUUGAAUAUUUAAUUUUAUAAGAGGAUGUUUUGGAAAAUAUAAUGAAACAUAUUUAUAAUGACUCUAUUUUGAUUAUUGCAAGAAAUGCUUUUUUGGUAGAAAAUGCUAAAUAAGGUAAAUAAGGUGCACUUUUAGUUUCGAGGAUUUAAGAGAGGAAAAUAGAAAUUAUAGAAAAGGAAAUUUUUAAUUUCUAAGAAAUGUAAGAUGAUUAAGUUUUGAAUUUCUCGAGUCUUAUAUGUGAGAUUAUUGGAAAAUAUUUCAUUAUUGUGGAUGGGUAGUAGUUGAUUGACUUAAUAACUUCUAAUAAAAUAAUUUUAUAGAUUUUUGAGAUGUUUUUAAAGGGGAAAAAAAUUGUUAGAAAAUGUUGCUUGGACAUUAUUAGAGCUGUUUGUGUUUAUUAUGGGGAUUCUUCUGCUAAUUUCAUGAAGAGUUACUAGGAAGGAUCGGAGCAUUAUGAGAUUAUGCUUGUUUAAUUUGAAGAAAUGUAAUUUUUUUAAAGCUUGAAGAAUCAUUUUGGGGAAUUUUAGAAGAUUUUGGAAUUAAAAGAAGAGGAAAAAUAUUGCGGGGUGGAAAGACUGAAAAUUAUAGAAAUUUAUUAAGCAAUUGUAUUUAUUUAAUUUCCUUUUGUGAGUAGUGUUUUGAAAGAAAAUGGGGGAUUUGGGAAAAUUUGGGAAGUUUUUUUUAAGUUUUAAUGGAAUAAUAUUAUGUAGUUAAAAGUUUUGGAGUUUUUAAGAGGGAUUUUAGAAAAUUUGGAUAAAAAUAAAUACCUAAAAGAGUAUUUAAGGGAGAUUCAGGAAAAAAGUAGAUUAGUUGAUUUUAUGAUUGAAAAUACACAAAGUUUAUAAUUUGUAUUUAAUAAAGAGAGGAAAAUAAAUAAGGGAUUUUUAGGAAAUGUUGUCAGAAUGGGGGAAAUGCUUGAUAGAUUUUUUAUUAAAUGUAGAGAGUAAAGUACUAAUACGGAGUUUUUGGGAUAUAGGAAUGGAAAAUGGAUAAGUUUUAUGGAAAAUUUAGACCUUUUGAGGGAAAAAGGAUGCAGGGAUUUGGGAAAAUUUGAAGAUUUUUUGGAUGGUGUAGGAAUCGGAAAUGUAGAUAACUAGGAAGAUGAAAUGGCAAUUUAUAAAGAAUAUGAAAGGUAGUAAAUGAGCUAGAAAAUGAGGUAGAAAGCUAGUUAUAAAGAGUAAGUUUUGUUAAAAAAGUACUUUUUGUUGAAAGUUUAGGUUGGAGGAGGGAAUAAUUAAUGUUGUAUUGAAAAAGAUAAAGAUGAGUAGGUGAAAUUGGAUGAGGAAAAGAUGAAAAAAGAAGAAGAAUAGAAAAAAGUAGAAAAAUUAGUUAAAUAAAACGAUUAUGAGAAACAAAAGAAAAAAGAAGAAGAGGAAAAAUUAAAAAAGGAAGAAGAAGAAAGAUUAAUAAAAGAAUAAGAAGAAUAAGAAGAAAUAUUAAAAAAAGAAGAAGAAAGGAAAAAAGAAGAAUAAGAAAGAUUAAAAUAAGUAGAAGAAAAAUUAAAAAGAGAAGAAGAAUAAAAAUUAAAAGAAGAAGAGGAAAAAAGAAACAAAGAAGAAAAAUAAUUAUAAGAAGAAUUAUUAUUAUAGGAAUAAGAAUAGUAAAGAAAGUAAGAAGAAUUAGAAAUAUAAAUAAAGCAAGAAUAAGAUUAAUAAAAACUAGAAUAAUUAUUAAAAUAAUAAUAAUAAGAAGAAGAAGAAUUCAAGUUUAAGAAAUAAUAAGAAGAAAUUCAGAAAAUAUUAGAUGAAGUAAGAAAUAAAUAAGAAAAAGAAAAAUAAAUAUAACUAGAAGAGGAAGAAAGAUUAAAAAAAGAUGAAGAAGAAGAAAAAAAAAGAUUAAAAAAAAAAUAAGAAGAAGAGGAAAGAAAAUAAAAAGAAGAAUAAGAAAGAUUAAAAAAAGAAGAUGAUAACAAAAGAAAAUAAAAAUAAGAAGAAGAAGAAACAUUAAAAUAAUAAUAGGAAUAAGAAGAAGAAAAAAAAAAAAAAUAAGAAGAAGAAGAAAAAAGAUUCCAGGAAAAAUACCGAUAAUAACUAGAAAUAGAAGAAUAACUUCGCCAACAACAAUAAUAAGAAGAAAAAGAAAAUAGAAAAGAUAACAAAAAUGACACCGAGUAAGAAAAAAAAAACUCAGAGGAAGUAAAUGAGGACGAAUAUAAUUUAGAUGAUGAAGAAGAAGACUAAAACAGAUAAUAAAUGAUAAACAAAUUAAAGGAAAAACUAAUUACUUAAGAAGAAAAAAACCAAAAAUUAAAAAAUAUUGACUUAUCAAUGGCAUCUUAAGAAUAAUAAUAUAAAGGUUUUAAAAAAUAAUAAUAAUUCAAAUUUUAAGAUGAAAAAGAAGAGGAACUUAUUUUCAAUCAUAAAUAGAAAAAAUAGGAAAAAGGUUUUUUGAAAAAAAAGAAUUAAUUUAAAGGCUUUAUGAGGUAGGAAAAUGCUAUUAUUUAAUUAGAAGAGGAUUACUCGCCUUCGAAUAAAAAUCAAAAAUAAUUAACUUAUGAAGAAAUAUAGGAGUAAAUAGAUGAAAUAAAGUAAAAAUAUGAUAAAGUAUAUGAAGAAAAUUGCAAAUUUUUAGACUAAGAUUUGAAAAAUAAAUAGUUAAGGGAAAGUUACAAGGAUAUGUAAUAAAAUAACCUCGCUUAUUAUCAUGAUUAGUUUUUUAGGAUUUCUUAAGAAUAAAAAGUUGGGUAGGAAGAUAUUUAUUUGAAAAGAGAAAAAGAAAUGUUAUUAAUAAAAAUAUAAUUUUAGAUGGAAUAAAAGAUUUGGUAGACGAAAUAAUAUGAUUAGGGUAAAAUUUUAUAGUUAAUGGAUUGGUAAAAAAAUUUUUUGGAAAAUAUCUAAAAUCAAUACGUUGAUGUUGAAAAUUAAAUCAAAAUCUCAUUCUAAAAUUAAAUCAAAAAAUAACAUCAAAAAUAACUUGAAUUAAAUUUAAGAUUCGCCUUCAAAAAAAAAUCAUCAUUAAGCUUUUUAAAGGAAAGAAUCUAUUUCUAGAGGUAAUUCUAAAAAAUUGUCGUAUAUUGAAGCUGCGAAAGAUGAUCCUUAUGAUUAUUAAGCAAUGUCUUCUGGAAGAGAUAAAUCACCUAAACCUGGAAAGGGUAAUUCAGCAGAUUCCGAAUCACCGAUGAUUAAAAGAAUGGCUAGUAAUAUUAAUUGACUAUUUUUUAAUAUAUAGGUAAUUUUAAAAUAUUUGCAACACUGAUAUUUUAUUUAAAUUAUAAUGAUAUAUUAAACGGAUUAUAAAUUAUUGAAAGUUUGAUAAUAUUAAUCUUC